AUGCACAACCUCCCUUGUUUAUGCAAUUACGGCCACUGUUUCGCAAAUCCCCUCGCCAGCAUACACCGCCAUCAUCAUCACGUCAUCACCAAUUCCCAACUUCCGCUUAGCCACCUCCAGUUGCCAAAUCCACCCACCUUCAUCGUAACCCCACCUACUGAACAGCAACCCAUUACAUUAUUCCCUCCAAUUCAAAUCGUCCUUCGAUCCGUCUCCGUAACAGCUCCACAUCGCCACUACCGAACCACUGUGAUCUCCGCACAACACCCUUUCUACCCUGACGCAACGCCGACAACCGGUGGAGUCAAGAAGCCUCAUCGUUAUCGCCAUGGAACUGUCGCUCUUCGUGAGAUUCGUAAAUACCAGAAGAGCAUAGAGCUUUUGAUACGAAAGCUUCCAUUCCAGAGUCUUGUCCGUGAGAUAGCUCAAGAUUCCAAGACCGAUCUGAGAUUCCAGAGCCAUGCGGUUCUUGCACUUCAGGAAGCAGCAGAGGCUUAUCUUGUUGGUUUGUUUGAGGAUACGAAUUUGUGCGCAAUUCACGCUAAGAGGGUUACCAUUAUGCCCAAGGAUAUUCAAUUGGCUCGCCGUAUCCGCGGUGAACGUGCUUAG
Molecule: messenger RNA, 609 nt
Organism: Vicia faba (fava bean)
Lineage: Eukaryota; Viridiplantae; Streptophyta; Magnoliopsida; Fabales; Fabaceae
Source: the annotation of a GenBank genome assembly